Messenger RNA from Marchantia polymorpha subsp. ruderalis, 2456 nucleotides. The record is from the annotation of a GenBank genome assembly. Lineage: Eukaryota; Viridiplantae; Streptophyta; Marchantiopsida; Marchantiales; Marchantiaceae.
UCCCUUCAAGUCAAUCUCGAAUUGGUUCUGUUUGCGUCCGGAUCCAUUGAAGAGCCGAGUUUGUGAGUGUGGGCGGAAAGAAGGACUUCCUUGAAACUUGAAACGCACUCUGACCCCUGGAAAGCCGAAUCCUCUGGCGAUCUUCAUGUCGAACUGUGUGCCGAACAACAUUGUUGGCUUUUCGAUUUGGGCUCAGUCCAAUUCGUUUCCGUCGGAUGAAUCAGUCCAGUAGCUAUUUCCGGAGCCCCUUGAUUAGAAGAGAGUGAUAAAACCCCGAGAAGCUCCUCGGUGCAGGCAGUGCUGAAUCUGCUCGAGCGGUCCGGAAGAAGAUCUGGGCUUGGCAUUUGUGCAGCAUUCCGUUCGGGUGCUCGCCUCUGCGCACCAGCAGGCGUUGAGGUAGUGGUGGUCGAUAGUUGGUGACAGGAAGGAAGUGGAAGAAACGAAGGGAAAGGAAAGGAAAGGAAAGGACUGAAGCGGAGGAGGGCGGGACUGCGUGGGCGGUGGUGCCCAUCGAAGUGCUUUCUCCCUGUAGGCAAAGGAAGAAAUUUGGCCUUGUGACGAUCGGUCUUUGCUCUGUAUGUCUCUCCCCACUUGUGAAGAAAGAGGUUUCACGUCUUCGAUCUCAGGAUCCGAGGGCGCUGUAUACCAAAUUUGUACGAGCAUUUCUGGCUGUGGCUUGAGAAAUGGGGCGAUCUCGAUUACUGGAGACAGGUUUCGGCAGCAAGGGCAAAGCCGAGGAAGGCCGAGCGAGAGAGAAGGCGAUUAAGUAUUCCGUAGAAUCCACCGAUACAAUUAGUCUGGAUGGUUGUCUGAAUGUCGAGGAGAGCAUCAAGCUCCACGAAGCGUUGGCCCAGUUGACGAGCCCGUCGUUUUCCACCACCUCAAGUUUCGGGUCCUCGCGCUACGGCUCUUCCGAAAAUCUUCACAGCAUGGCGUCGCCCAAGGGCUCGUCCAACAACCUUCUGCAGGGAGCUUCUUCCCCGACGGGAGGAUCCUCCAGAAAGAUGGCCAAAUCUGCGUCCCAAACGCAGCUCGGCAAGUCCAACUCUCAAGCGCGUCCCGAAGUGGACAUCGUCACCGCGAAGAAUUCCCUCGCACAACUUUUGAGAAAUCCUCAGGGAAAAGCCGUGGACGCAAGCAAGAGGCUGGUGAUGGUAACGGUCCUCGGCAGCGUCGGCCCGUUACGCGCCUUGGUGGAUGCUGAUGCGAGCGUCCAGGCCGUCAUUGGAGCUGCGCUUCAAAUCUACGCGCGGGAGGGGCGCCUGCCGGCGAUGGGGCUCGAUAGCUCGUGGUUCGAUCUCUACUCGGGCCACGUCUCCUUUAGCGACGCGCUGGAGCCAUUCCAGCCCAUCAAGCCACUGAAUGCGCGCAACUUCGUGAUGGUGAAGCGACAGUUCCAGCGCGAGGACGUCGUGCGCCAGCGACAGCAGCAGAAGAAGGUGACGAAGCCGACGUCUUGGCUCGAGGAUGUUUGGGGAUUUGGGACGUGGUGGGCGAAGGUCGUCAUGGCUGCCUCUCCUGCAUUUCUGCAGGGCACCGAGAAUAAAUCCGCUAAGGCCUGGCUGCACGAGCUGGAGGCGCAGCCCUCCGCCAUUCCGAGCUUCUGACUUGUGACGGUUUUUUUCACGGGCCGCGAGGAACACGCAAUGCACUCGAUGGUUUGCGACGGUCCGGAAGCGGAUGGCCUCGCUAUCUGCUGAGAGAGUUUUGCAGAAUCGUUCGACGAAGGAGUUGAGAGUAUGAGUCAGUUUGUUCCAUGCAGGUCGGCAUUCGAGUUGCCGUGCUCGAAAUCACAGUGCGAAUGUCGAUUGGAAACGCGCUUUCCGAUAGCAUGCUUGUUCAAAUUACGAGUUCACCCCUGUACAUUACGGUGUCUUGGAUUCUCGAUAUCCUGCACAGGUUCGUUCUGAAGCUGAAGUGGGGGCGGGCGUAUGAGCAGGACAUAAUGACGAAUCACGCGGAGAUCUAUCGCUCUCGAACGCCCCCCGCACCACGAGGAUACUACUGAGGAAGUGUCUGUUGCUCGAGUCCCGAGCGUCCUGUCAGUCUUGUGACAUUUGUACAGCAGGGACGGGAUUAUGGUUAGUCAUGAAACAUGAAUGAGUGAGUGCUAGUCUGCCACUCUCAGUCAGUGUCCAGCAUUUUGUGUCGUGGACUGAUUCGCCUCGAACGCACUGUGGAGAGGCAUGUAUGUAGCGUACGCGGGUGUUGGAAGGAUGGAAGAAGUCAGGAAAAUGACGACGAAUAGGCAGUAGACCGCGAGCUUAGCCAUGUUCAGUAUUCUCCACCGCCCCUUGUCCAUUUCUGCCGGUGGAGAGUAUACCCCACAUACCUGUUGAGUCGUCUGCACCAGUUCUCUCUUCUUACACCGGUUUUGAUACAUCCUUCCAUGCUGUGAGAAGUUUAUGAACUAACUGAUUAUUUUAAUAAAAGCUCUCCGGUCAAUUUCUUCCCUC